Cynara cardunculus var. scolymus (artichoke) is the source of this 1202-nucleotide messenger RNA. RefSeq names its product glycine-rich protein 2-like. Lineage: Eukaryota; Viridiplantae; Streptophyta; Magnoliopsida; Asterales; Asteraceae. The transcript has a single exon. Gene Ontology annotation, molecular function: nucleic acid binding; zinc ion binding. The coding region runs from base 116 to 739 and encodes 207 amino acids. The record is from RefSeq and is a predicted model, not a curated record.
AGGAAGGAAGAAGGAGCAAAGUGAGAGUAGGGUUUUCUCUCUCAUCUCAUUUUGGGGGGUUUCCGAUUUCUAGGGUUUCCGAGAUUUUUCUUUCAAAUCUUUAAGACAAAAAAAUAUGGCUGACGGCGUUAGGAAAUCGGGAACCGUCAAGUGGUUCAAUGAUGCCAAGGGUUUCGGGUUCAUUUCCCCUGAGGACGGUGGCGAAGAUCUCUUUGUACAUCAGUCAUCGAUUAGGGCCGAUGGAUUCCGUAGCCUCGGAGACGGCGAAACUGUUGAGUAUGUCGUCGAGAAUGGAUCAGAUGGACGGACCAAAGCUGCUGACGUAACUGGUCCUGAAGAGGCGCCUGUGCAGGGAAGCACACGUGGGGGCGGCGGCGGCGGAGGCCGUGGAGGCGGUGGUGAUCGUUAUGGAGGUGGAGGAUAUAAUGGUGGUAGCCGCGGAGGCCGUGGUGGUGGAUAUGGAGGAGGUGACGGUGGUUACGGUGGAGGUUAUGGAGGUGGCGGAGGUAACGCUUGUUUCAAGUGUGGAGAGACAGGGCAUAUGGCAAGGGAAUGCUCUCAGAGCGGUGGAGGCGGUGGCGGAAGAUAUGGCGGUGGCGGAGGUGGAGGUUAUGGCGGUGGCGGAGGUGGAGGUUAUGGCGGUGGUCGUGGUGGCGGUGGUGGUGGUGGUGGUGGGUGCUAUAACUGUGGUGAAGAUGGGCAUUUUGCUCGUGAAUGCCCUAAUGCCAACAACCGUUGAUCUGAUGCAGGAGGAUAAAUGGUAAAUGUGCCUUCCCACAUUUACUUUUACCUCUGUAUUCUAUUUACCUUUUUUGCUGUCUGUGUUGAAGAAUCAAAUGCUUGUUUUUGAUUAGACCUUUUUAGUUGGGUUUGUGCUUACUUAUUGUUCAUGACGAACACCUCUAAAUCUAGGGUUUCGGAUAUGGUGCCUUUUCCUUUUUAAAUAUAUAAAUAUAAAUAUUUAGAAAAAAUGUUGGGUUUUUUUUUUUUAAAUGGGAAUCCAAAGAUGGUUGAAUGGAAUGCAUACAUGUAUGAAUUUGUUUUGCCUUUGCCUUUGUAAAUGGAGUUAUUUCUUUCUUUAGCAUGAGGUGAGGUGAUGGGUACCCUUCAUUUGCAAUGGUUGGCAAUGGCAAUGGCAAUGGCAUGGGAGUUAAGUAUAUAAUAAUAUAAAAUGUGAUGAGUUGUGUGUUGAUGUGGUAUGG